ACUCCAGUAUCUCCCGGGCUGGGUACACGCAGGUUCACACCCAUGUGUAAGCAAGAUUGCCAAACUAUACCUACAAGGCGUUCGGAGGAGAGUUCAAAAGUCAAGAGACCGGGCUAAUUUAGCUCCUAUUUCACAACAGCCCUGAUCGUGGUCGACAUGUUCCUAGGAAGAUGCGAUGGGCUGGAACUUCUUUCAAGAACAGAUUGCAAAGGCAACCGACCAUAACGUGGCAGGUCACUGCCAAGGGAAGCAGUACCGGAAACCGUCGCCUCUGGCUUAGGCUGCGGAGCGGGAACCCGAUUCUCUGAGUUAUGUUUCUGCCUAAACACGCAGAACAAGAGUUAGUGACUGCAAGAGUCGCGCGCGGUGCUAUUUCUUGCUAAUAAAAGGUCCCCACAGGGACAUUUUUGCUAUGACUGGAGGCGUGGCCAGUCCCCCUGCACGGCUUCCGGGAAGGGGUGGGGAUAGGAGGCUCGCCCCGGGGAAGGUCACGCUCAGGGCCCCCGACCGGGUCCACGCGCGCCCCUGCCCCGCCGCCUCCCGGGAGCGGCCGGGGUCCCCGCUGGCUGCGGAGUGGCAGGUACCCGAGGUCCCGGCGCUGGCAGCCGGGCCAUACGCGGGGAGGAGCGAACCGCGGGGCCGGGUGUGGCCGAAGCGCUUCCUGUGCCAGGUUUCCGGCUCCGGGUCCCUGGAGGAGGAUCGCGGGCCAGAGGCGGAGCCGCAGUCCUGCCGCGACUUUCAGACUCCGACCAUGGCCUCGCACUGGUGGCGGUGGCUGCGCGGCUGCUCCUGGAGGCCGGCGGCACGGAGCCCCGAGCCCGGCUCCCCCGGCCUUGCGGGACCGCCGGGGCCGCCGGCAGCUGCCGACGCCCAUGCGCAGGUUCAUAGGUGGAAGGGACUUGACCUGUCUCAGAUACCCUAUAUUAAUCUUGUGAAGCAUUUAACAUCUGCCUGUCCAAAUGUAUAUAGUAUAUCACGGUUUCAUCACACAACCGCGGACAGUAAAACACACAGUGGUGAAAAAUACACCGAUCCUUUCAAACUCGGUUGGAGAGACUUGAAAGGUCUGUAUGAGGACAUUAGAAAGGAACUGCUCAUAUCAACAUCAGAACUUAAGGAAAUGUCUGAGUACUACUUUGAUGGAAAAGGGAAAGCCUUUCGACCAAUUAUUGUGGCGUUAAUGGCCCGAGCAUGCAAUAUUCAUCAUAACAACUCCCGACAUGUGCAAGCCAGCCAGCGCACCAUAGCCUUAAUUGCAGAAAUGAUCCACACUGCUAGUCUGGUUCACGAUGACGUUAUUGAUGAUGCAAGUUCUCGAAGAGGAAAACACACAGUUAAUAAGAUCUGGGGUGAAAAGAAGGCUGUUCUUGCUGGAGAUUUAAUUCUUUCUGCAGCAUCUAUAGCUCUGGCACGAAUUGGAAAUACAACUGUUAUAUCUAUUUUAACCCAAGUUAUUGAAGAUUUGGUGCGUGGUGAAUUUCUUCAGCUUGGGUCAAAAGAAAAUGAGAAUGAAAGAUUUGCACACUACCUUGAGAAGACCUUCAAGAAGACUGCCAGCCUGAUAGCCAACAGUUGUAAAGCAGUAUGGUUGAGAUUUUGCCAUGUUGGCCGGGCUGGUCUCAAACUCCUGGCCUCGAGUGAUCCACCUACCUUGGCCCCGCAGAGUGCUGGGAUUAUAGGCAUGAGCCAUCGCGCCUGGCCAAUCCUUCUAAUAUUUUACAUGAAAUAUAAACAAGUCGUAUUUCUUCAGAGUACAAAGUGAGUAUAAGCCAUAACUGUUUCUCCCCUUGCUUUCUCCCUGGCCUUCCCUCCACUGUGCAUACACUUGUAUACAUUUUUUUUUUUUUUUAAAUGAGUAAUGCCUUUAAUCUGUAGACAAAUAUGUGGUAUUCAUUGUUAGUCCAAGAAUGAGAAACAGUCUCUCCAUAGAAUUGUUUCUCUGCCCAUCUCUAAGCCUGACAGAUACACAGAGAUAAAACCUGGACAAAUGACCUUCCCGUGUAAUUACAGCCACAAAAUAAGGAAGACCUGUAAGGGUCGCAUGUCAGUUGCUGCCAUGAUAGACUCCUAAGAUAAUUAACAGGUAAAGAGAGCUUUUGCUCAGACCUCUCAGGUGAAAAAGUCUCUUGCUGUUAGUGUCUCUGUUUUGAAAAGUGUCAAGAAAUGUAUAAUUGCAAGCCAGAAACGAAUGAGGACAAUCUUUUCUUCCUAAAAAGACUUAAUGGAAACUUUAAGGAAUGUGAAUGAUGUAGAACAUGCCAGCCACAGUCUCGACCACUUUUGUCUUUUUAUUAAAAGGGCUAUUAUGUUUUUAUUUCCAAGAAAUUAUGUGGGUCUUUUUUUUUUUUUAAGUGAGAUGGAAGAAAGUACAGACACAAGAUGCUAAAUAAGAGAAUAGCCUAUUUUAAAUGGGUGUUCUAACACUUUUACAGUAAUCCUUUAUAUAUUAUCGUGCCCUUGAUGGCCCAAAUCUCCCUGAAGGUCAGGAUCCCUCCUCUUAACACAUUAGGAUGCCUUAAUAUUACUUAUUAAUAUUUAUCCUUAAGGGGAUGUGUUAAGUGAGGCCCAUUGAUAAUUUCACAAGUUUGAGACUGCAAACUUAGAAGCAUUAGCAUGGCCAGGCGAGGUGGCUCACACCUGUAAUCCCAGCAUUUAGGGAGACUGAGGUGGAAGGUUUGCUUGAGACCAGAAGUUCAAGACCAACCUAGGCAACAUAGCAAGAUCCCCUCUCUACUUAAAAAUAAUAUUUAAAAAAUAAAGUCUUAGAAGCAUUAGUAGUAGUGAGACUGUUGGAAUUGGAAACACCAAGACUUACUGUCUGCACCACGCGGACAUCCCACAGGCACAGGGGGCGGCACCAAAUUGGAGCUAGCACAGAAAUUCACUCAGUGAUGGAAUCUUACAGAUGAUCCAAAGAAAUGGACCUGAGUCGUGAUAGAGAGGUUUCCUCGUGCUCACCGUUCUCUGCUUAAGAAGCCAAAGAUAAUGCACAGGAAUUCUUUUAUAAAGAUAUGCAAUUCAUUCUUCAAAGAUUAGCAACUGAACAGUGAACAUGUUAACGUGGCUGGACCCUUAUUAAAAAUGAAAUGUUUCAUGCUGUCCACUAGGGGGCAUGCUGGCAUCGUCCCAGCACUACCUCCUUUUCAUGUGAUUUAUUCCUAAACUCCAGAGCUCUUAGAAUAAUAAAGCAAAAUCAUAGUGUGAGCUAUUUGAAUAAAAGUUUCUAUAUUUAAGUGCCUAUGGGUGGAAAUAUUCCAGAGGUGUUAUGGAUUCAAAAUGGCUUUUUUUAUGUACUCUUGGUAUUUAAAAUGCAAAGCCAUGCGAGCUCCAAAGAAAUGCAUACAAAGCAAAUUAGACACACCAAAAAGAGGGGAGGAGGAGAAUUUGAAGAGCAGAAUUAUUACAGAAGAAGAACUAACAGGAUUGCAAAAUGUGUUGAGAAUUGGAGGGAAACUUACAAGCUGCAUUCUACUAAGGAUGCCAUUUUUUCGUCUCCCCUCCUUUUUUUAGUGAAAAUAAUAUUAACAUCUAAGAGAGGGUUGUCACUGGGGAUUGUUUUGUGAUUGACUGAUAUUAAAAUAGAAUCCAUUUUAGGCCAGGCACAGUAGCUCACACCUGUAAUCCCAACACUUAAGGAGGCCAGGGCGAGUGGAUCACUUUAGUCCAGGAUUUCAAGACCAGCCCGGCCAACAUGGCAAAACCCCAUCUCUACUAAAAAUACAAAAAUUAGCUGGGCGUGGUGGUGCACACCUGUAAUCCCAGCUACUUGG
Molecule: messenger RNA, 3770 nt
Organism: Piliocolobus tephrosceles (Ugandan red Colobus)
Lineage: Eukaryota; Metazoa; Chordata; Mammalia; Primates; Cercopithecidae
Gene: PDSS1
Product: decaprenyl diphosphate synthase subunit 1
Exons: 9
Coding region: 413-1762 (449 amino acids)
Biological process (GO): isoprenoid biosynthetic process; ubiquinone biosynthetic process
Cellular component (GO): mitochondrion; transferase complex
Molecular function (GO): prenyltransferase activity
Source: RefSeq, a predicted model, not a curated record